CUCAAAGGAACCAAGACAGAUGGAAGUCCUGGAGUUUGUGGCCCAAGUGAAUGACACCCUGCCCAGAGCCUUGCUGGGGCAGUAAAUGUGGCCUUGCAAGAAGAGGAGGAAAUGCCCGGUGCUGUGCGGUGGCCCAGAAGCAGCUGCUGGGAACAGCAUGGGCUCUUGCCUACUGUGAGUGCCUCAAAGAAGAAGCAGGGUACAAGGCUGAAGAAGUACCUGGGUCAAGGAAUGAUAAAGAAUAUGGCUGUUGCCCCUAAAUCCGAGAAGCAUCACAAGAAGUUGGCUGUUGAAGCAGAAAUCCACAGUGAGAAGAAGAACACUGUGCACAAGCAUGAGACCAGGCCCCACAAGGCUGCACAGGAGGGAAGUUCUCAAGGUAUUAUGAUGCACAGCAAGCAACGAGAACAUUCGAUUCUGCCCUAUAGCUCAGUGACCUUGGAGCAACAACCAAUGAUUUCUUUUCCCCUGGAGCCCAGUGGUCUCUCUGCCAGGCCCCAAAGAUUCUCAAGUGUGAUCCUGCAACCCUGUGCCACCCCUGGCCCUCUUCUACUGCAGCCACAGGUCCCUAAUGCCGCCAAGCAGGACUCUGUUGCUGCUGCCUUAGAGUGGCAGAGGAAGCUGGAGGCUGCGGAGGCUCUGCUGGCUCUGAAAACUUCUUGUCAGGCUCCUCCUGAUUCAGCCCCUCUGCAAAAGUGUGGCAACAUGCCAGCAAAUGGCCAGUACCUGAAGGAAAAACAAAGCAAGCCAAAACAGAACUACCACCAUCACAACGACAACAGCAAACAAAAACCGGUCCUGCUGGAGAGAGUGCUGCAGCCUCAUAGCUCCUACCUUCCACCACAGCCUGAAAGCUCUGUCUCACUCACUGGGCAUCUGGAGUGUGUGUCCUUCUUGAGUUAAGAGACCAGAGAGGGAUGCCUCACUAAAGCACUGCCUGCUUGGUAUCCUGUUUCAUGUCUAAAGUGACUAGUGUUUUACAAUUUUCUUAUUUUUGAGAUAAGUUCUUACAUAGCCAGCCUGGCCUUGGACUCAGUAUAUAGUUGACGAUGACUUUGAAACUCCUGAUCCUUUUGCCUCCACCUCCGAAGUGCUGGGAUUACAGGCAUGUGCCACCAUGUCUGGCUUUUCCCCCCAAUUAUUAGUGUUUUCAGUUUUCAGGAGUUGUAUAAGCUUUCAGACCCUUUUUAUGAUAUAGGGCAUUUACUUGACUGAGGUUCAAUGUUGUACCUCUAUCUGUUAUUCCUUUGGAAUAAUUGCUUUUUAUGCUUCUUAGGAAAACAAUACUGUGUGAUCUAAUGUGAUCAAUUGAUGGGAUUCCGAGUGGGUUUCUACACCAUUGUUUUCAUUUGUCCUGUGAUUCUACACACACUGACACACUCUUGUAUGUAAUCAUUCAUGUGAGAUCAUUGAAGAUUUUUCACUCUGUGUCUAGGCAUGUGUGUAUGUGUGAACAAAUAAUAAACACGUGUUGUAGGCACUGAAAAUAUGAGUUUUUUGUUACAACAGUAUAAGACAAAUAUCAAGGAGGCUUGUUUACCUUUACCAAGCCCCAAGUUAACUAACAAAUUGUUUUUUAAAAAAUUAAUAAUUUGAUGAAAAGUCCAAACCUUGAUGCAGCAGACAUUAGUUGAAAGGCUUUCUUAAAAGUGCCCUUUAUUUGCUACCCAGGGUAACACAUAGAGUAAUUGAUGAGAACAUUUUUAAAGUUUGGAUAUUCUGAGUCUUCUGCUGAAUUUCCAAACACGUGAACUGCAGACCCUACCAGGCAGACAGCUAUCUAACUGGAUAUAGCUUGAUCUAGACUUUUUAUUGUACUUUUACUUCCUUCCUUUCUU
Acomys russatus (golden spiny mouse) is the source of this 1838-nucleotide messenger RNA. RefSeq names its product doublesex- and mab-3-related transcription factor C1-like. NCBI's taxonomy places the organism in Eukaryota, Metazoa, Chordata, Mammalia, Rodentia, Muridae. The record is from RefSeq and is a predicted model, not a curated record. The coding region runs from base 112 to 903 and encodes 263 amino acids. The transcript is spliced from 8 exons.